AAGACGAAUCUCGGUGGAUCUCUGAUAACUUCGGCGGAGGCUUGUCGAGAUCCGGCGAGGGUUAGUGACCAUUCAGAAAUCGGACAGAAUUGAUAGAGAAGAUCGUGCACAGGACAAACCCUAGAAUCAGAAACAUGUCCCAGCAGAAUCACAACACAGACACGACACACACUAAGAUAUUCGUGGGAGGGUUGGCUUGGGCGACAAGGACCGAAGGUUUGCGUCGUUUUUUCGAGCAAUUCGGGGAAAUCACCGAGACCCUCGUGGUCUGUGAGAGACACACCGGACGAUCCAAAGGCUACGGUUUUGUCACGUUUGCAGAAGCUAAUUCCGCGGCGAGAGCGUGUCAAAAUCCGUACCCGAUUAUCGACGGGAGGCAGGCAAAUUGCAAUCUUGCUUACCUCGGGGCUAGGAGGAACAGCCAAUUGAAUCAAACAGGCACGGGAUCUAAUGCACCGAUUUAUAUUCUUUAUCACCACCACGAGGCAUACGCUCCAUAUACUCAAUGGUAUUAUCCGUACAUGGCAUCGCCACAAUACGACCAGAACUAUUACUACUACCUGCCGCAAGAUUGGCCGUACAUGAGGAAUCACAUGUACGGACAGAGCCAAAUCGGGCAAUGAAGGAGAGGAACCAUUUGCAUCUGCUUGAAAGACAACGAAACCCAUAGUUCGGUCUUUGGUUCUGUUUUAAUGGAGCUUCUUUUACCUCUUUUCUUCGGAAAUUAUAUAAUUAGUUGUAAUAACAGUAGUGAUUAUUGUUAGGGUAAAACCAUAAAAAUUCAUCAAUUAAC
Messenger RNA from Tarenaya hassleriana, 793 nucleotides. RefSeq names its product RNA-binding protein 24-like. Gene Ontology annotation, molecular function: RNA binding. NCBI's taxonomy places the organism in Eukaryota, Viridiplantae, Streptophyta, Magnoliopsida, Brassicales, Cleomaceae. The record is from RefSeq and is a predicted model, not a curated record. The coding region runs from base 135 to 623 and encodes 162 amino acids. The transcript has 7 exons.